Molecule: messenger RNA, 1107 nt
Organism: Moesziomyces antarcticus
Lineage: Eukaryota; Fungi; Basidiomycota; Ustilaginomycetes; Ustilaginales; Ustilaginaceae
Product: transaldolase protein
Exons: 2
Coding region: 1-1107 (368 amino acids)
Biological process (GO): carbohydrate metabolic process; pentose-phosphate shunt, non-oxidative branch
Cellular component (GO): intracellular anatomical structure
Molecular function (GO): transaldolase activity
Source: RefSeq, a predicted model, not a curated record
AUGACCGCCACCACCGUCCCCGUCAUCGCCAACGUGGCGCAGCAGAUCGAGAUCGACGUCGACACGCUCGAUGUGGCGCUCACGCAGCAGCUCAAGUCGCUCGGCGUGCAGCCUCACGACAUGACCUCGAACCAGUUCAUCGUCGCCGAUGCACUCGCGCUCGAGCCCAACCAGCUCAUCCUCGAACAGGUCAUCCGCGAGAGCCCAGACGCCGACUGGCUCACCAUCCUCGACCGCGUCAGUGUCCGCCUUUGCUCGCUCAACCUGCCCAACAUUGCCGGACGUGCGUUGCUGCAGGCGUCGCCCGCCAACGCGUACAACGCCGAGGGCAUUGUCAACCAUGCGCUCGCCUACUGCCGCGAGUUCGAGGCGGUGGGUAUCUCCAAGGACCGAUUCUGCAUCAAGAUCCUCACCACCGGCCCCGGUAUGCUUGCCGCCCAGAUCCUCGAGAAGCAGCACGGCAUCAGCACGCUCGGCACGGGUCUCUUCUCGGUUCCGCAGGCGCUCGCCGCGGCUCAGGCUGGAUGCCUCUACAUCUCGCCGUACUUUAACGAGAUCCUCGCGCACUUUACACCGGUGCCCGAGCGUCUGGUGUACGAGGUGCCGGAGAAGCAGCACCCCAUGUCGGCGCGUAUGGCGCACAUCUACCAGGCGUACCGCGAGCUGGUGCUUGCCGGCAAGUGCGCGCAGCCACCGGUGAUCAAGUCGGCGAGCUUCAUCGCGAUGAACGAGGUGCUGGCCAUGCCCGCGCUCGGCUCGCAGCAGGCCACCAUCCUGGCGCCGACGCUCGUCGAAAUGUGCUCGCUCCAGACCGCUGCUGCGCCUGCUGGGGCGUACAAGCCCAGCAAGACCUACUCGCUCGAGCUGCCUGCCACUACGCUGCCCCUGCUCAAGCUCGACCCGCUGCGCGAGGAUGGCAAGGCCCAGACAUUCGACCUCGCCGUCGACUACCUCGCCAACAACGCUGCUGAGCUCGAGAGCGCGAUUCAGCAGGAUCCCGAGACGGCAAGGAGGAUCAAGGACGCCGUCGAGGUCUUCCAGAAGGCCGAGCUCCAGGCGCGCGCGCUCAUCGAGACCGCCAUGGCCAAGGUCAAGGCUUCCGCUUGA